Lodderomyces pseudojiufengensis is the source of this 1731-nucleotide messenger RNA. It is a transcript of the gene CDC7, whose product is annotated as serine/threonine protein kinase. Gene Ontology annotation, molecular function: ATP binding; protein serine/threonine kinase activity. The transcript is spliced from 2 exons. The record is from RefSeq and is a predicted model, not a curated record. Gene Ontology annotation, biological process: mitotic DNA damage checkpoint signaling; protein phosphorylation. Gene Ontology annotation, cellular component: nucleus. The coding region runs from base 1 to 1731 and encodes 576 amino acids. Lineage: Eukaryota; Fungi; Ascomycota; Pichiomycetes; Serinales; Debaryomycetaceae.
AUGACCUCAUCAGCUAUUGAAAGACAAACAAUGAAUCUGAAUACACAAAAUCAUAGUAACGCGUCAAUUAAAUCUUCAAAGACACAUCGAAAAGCAUCAAUUAAAGGGCCACUUCAACCUUUAAACCUCAAUAACGAAAAGAGGAAUAGUGGGGUAGAAAAUAUGAAUGAAUUUGAAGACAACCCAUUUCGAGAUACAGGUAUAGUUUCAAUAAGCAACAGAAAAUUAUCAUCUACAUCAUUCUUGCAAAAUCAAAAUAUACCAUUCUCUACAACUGCAACCACGACUCAAAAAGAUUCACAUAAUCCUAGUAAUCAACGUUUAUACCAUGCAAAUCCAGCCACUAGUACCUCACUCAAUACUUACAAUGAUCAACAAAUAUUACCGUCUACGUAUGAAAAUCCGAAUGAAGAAGAUGAUGACAUUUCACUUGAAGUCCUUGAAGAUAUGCAAAAACUAGAACAAAAUUUCCCCGUUUUAGCUAGCGAAUAUAGAUUAAUUGAUAAAAUUGGAGAAGGAACUUUUUCAACUGUAUACAAAGCGGAAGCACUCAAUAAUGAAAUUAAUUCAAAAUAUGCAAUGUGGAAUUCAUUACCACAAUUUGUAAGACAUGAUCGAACAUCAAAAAAGUCCAAAAAAAACGCAAUAGUUGCAUUGAAACAAAUCUACGUCACGUCUUCACCGAACAGAAUUUUCAAUGAGUUGAAUUUACUUUAUGUCUUAUCUGGUAAUCCAAGGGUUGCUCCUUUAUUAGAUGUUUUACGUCAUCAAGAUCAAAUAUUAGCUAUACUACCAUACUAUCAUCAUUACGAUUUUCGAGAAUUUUAUAGAGAUUUACCAAUAAAGGGCAUAAAAAAAUAUUUAUGGGAAUUGUUUUUAUCAUUAGAAUUUGUGCAUAGUAAAGGUAUAAUUCAUAGGGAUUUGAAACCAACAAAUUUUUUAUAUGAUCCCUUCAAAGGUAGAGGAGCUCUAGUAGAUUUUGGUUUGGCUGAACAACAAACCAUAGCAUUACCUUCCUCAGCAACUUCAUGUCCUUGCAAUCUGAAAACAAAUGUUAUAAAUCACAAAUCGUUAUCCAGAAGAAUGAACGUAAAAGGUGCCUAUCCAAAAUCCGACAAUAGACCGCCAAGACGAGCAAAUCGAGCUGGAACUAGAGGUUUUAGAGCACCAGAAGUUUUGUUUAAAUGUACGAACCAAAGUACUCAGAUCGAUAUUUGGUCAGCAGGUAUAAUUGGGUUUUCCCUUAUAUGUCGAAAAUUUCCAUUAUUCAAUUCUCCUGAUGAUACAGAUGCCAUUGUUGAGCUUGCCUGGAUUUUUGGGUAUGACAAACUAGUUAAAUGUGCAGAAUUGCAUGGUUGCGGGUUGGAAAUUUCAAUGAGUGAAAUACAUAAAUCUCAAGGGAAUCUAUUAAAAGUACUUUACAAUUUUUUGAGAGUUGAAGUUGAAAAUGAAAGUGUUCCUCCUGAUAGUGUUAUUUUUGAUACAUUCAAUAUGUUUGACCAAUCUAUGGAUGGUGAAAAAUUCAUUAAGCCAAGAUUUGUUGAAGGAUCAUAUAAUGAUUACGAAGAAGCAGAAAUGAGAGAUAAAUAUGACAGAGAUGUUGAAAAUUAUAAAGAUCACAGAUUACUAAUGGAUUUAUUAUAUUCUUGUCUAAGAUUAGAUGCUAGUAAAAGAUUGACAGCAAGACAAGUUUUAAAGCAUCCAUUUUUUCAAGAACUACAUGAUCUAUAA